CCCCGGCAUGUGCUUCGCCAGCACCCGUUGCGCCACCGUUGAGCCCGGCAAGUCCUGGGACUUGGCCCCAUUCUGCGGCAAAUCCACCUGCGUCGUAACCGAAGAAAGCCCAGCUCUGCUCGAAUUGGUUGAAGACUGCGGACCAUUGCCUUUGGCCAACCCCAAGUGCAAACUGGACACUGAAAAGACCAACAAAACCGCCCCAUUCCCUGGAUGCUGCCCCAAAUUCGUAUGUGAAGAUGGUGCUAAACUCGAAUACCCAGAGUUGCCAAAACCCCAAGAAGAGGCCGCUGACUCAACAACCACCAAGGCUUAAGUCUCUUAAAUAUAUCUGAAUUUUUAAAACAUUUAUUUAAGUUUAGAUAAAAAAAAACUCAUCAUAUAAGAAACAUUCCACCACCAAAAUAGAAGAUAAAAACAAAUGCAAUAUCAUGAAAACAGCUAAAAUUUCCUUUGGAGUGAUGCUAUUCAUAAACCAAAUUGGAUCAUAAUCAACUGUACCUAUAGAAUUAAGUUUAAAAAUAUAUGAUAAGAGAUAUUUCAUGGUGAUAAAUUAUUUUGGAGAUUG
This is a messenger RNA of Ctenocephalides felis (cat flea), 568 nucleotides long. RefSeq lists its product as uncharacterized. Bases 8 to 316 code for a protein of 102 amino acids. The record is from RefSeq and is a predicted model, not a curated record. The transcript is spliced from 2 exons. Lineage: Eukaryota; Metazoa; Arthropoda; Insecta; Siphonaptera; Pulicidae.